CACGGCAGUGACUGUGUGUGUGUGUAGUGAAGAUAGACGUAUCAGUGUCUUGUGUAGUGAAGAAACAAUGGCUUAACGCACACUCACAUAUUCAACAAUACGAUGGUGAGUGUGUGUGUGUGUAUCUGGUAUAUUGAAGACACACUUAAUACGGUGCUUUGGGUGUGUGUGUGUGUGUGUGAUACGUAAACAAACCAAACACAAACGGUAGUGAGUGUGUGUGUGUGUGUGGUAUACGCAAGAAAUACUCAAGAAAAACGGAAAAAUAAGAGGAAAAAUCACAUAAUAAACAGGAAUAAACACAGUGGCCACUUAAGAAAAACGGGAAAAAACGCAGGAGAGACAUAUCCAAACGGAAAAACAGGAAAGUCACAUUGAAAACGGAAAAACGCUAAACACUUAAAAACGGAAAACUAAAGGAAAAGUCACUCAGAAAAAACGAAAGGUGGGACUAAACGCUAAAUAAUAUGUAUCACUGGCGUUUAAAGAUCAUGGUGAUGUGGUCACUGUUGGCGUGUAGCGUUGACAGCCUCAGUUACCACGCCGCCACCCACCAACGCCACAACGCUGGUAACCUCAACGCUAACAACGAAGGCUAUAGUGUUGUAAGUGACCGUCUCAACGCUAUACACGUUCUGGGGAAUGCUAAUGAAGUCUCCCUCAACGCCUAUAACGCUCCCUACACCACAGACAACGCAUCCUACGCCACAGACAACGCCUACAGCACCUCCUACGCCACAGAUAACGCCUCCUACGCCACAGACAACGCCUACAGCACCACCUACGCCACGGACAACGCCAUUUACGCCACAGACAACGCAAACCUCCACCCACAACUCAACGUUCGUAGGUCACGUCAAAUACACAGACGGACACAGGUGGAUGAUCAGACGCGGCGAGGAGAGGUCAAGUCAAUGACCCAACAGGUGGUGGUCAUUAACUUCACUGCAGAGUUGAGCAAGGUCAACCCCUACCAGCCUCUAGUCACGGGCGAGAGUGAGGAUGAAGGCACACCACUCACUGACGAAGACUGGAGCCUGGCGGAGGAGUUACUGGACCUACAACACGACACUGCUGCAGACAGCGACGGGUUAAGAAAUCCAACGACAGAUGUGUUAGCGCAAGACCAACUGUUCGAGGGGGACAUUGUCAUCACCUCGUCUCAGGAACUAGUCAACGCCUUCAUGGUGACCAGGAAUGCCAUCGUCGACAAUAGGAAGAUGUGGCCCAAGGGAGUGGUUCCUUAUGCCGUGUCUAGCAAGUUCACUAAAGCAGGUCGGGCGGCCAUAGCAGCGGGUAUCGUGCAGUUUCACAGGUCCUCGUGCGUUAAAUUCAUCCCUUAUCAGCAGGGGACCCACACUGACUACAUCUUCUUCAUCGCCUCCUCCACGUGCUCAUCUAGUGUGGGUCGUCAGGGGAAGAAGCAGUUGGUUAGAUUAUCCAAGGCUUGUUUAUCACCUGGAGUUGUGGCCCAUGAAUUGAUGCACGUCUUAGGGUUUUGGCACGAGCAGGCGAGGGCAGACAGAGACAACCACGUGACCAUUGUGUGGGACAACAUACCAAACGACAAGAGACAGAACUUCGCCCGCAGAACCACACUUACGGCGCAAGAUUUCGGCGCUCCCUAUGACUACGGUUCGGUAAUGCACUACAGUUGGAAUCACUUCGCUAAGGACCCGACCUCUCCCACCAUUAUAACGAAGCAACCUGGCGCCAUUAUAGGACAGCGGGAAGCCCCAAGUCCUACAGACAUCUUCAAGGUAAACGCCCUAUAUAGUUGUGCGGCUGCCAUCAACAACCCGGGUCUUCCAGUUGGACAACCUAAACCAAAUCUGUUUGUAGCUCAGCCUCCACCACUGCUCACCACAGACCAGCCUCCACCACCUCUACUGGUCAUAACCUCUACCCCUGGUGACAAGUGUGAGGAUGUCGCUAGUGUGUGCAAGGUGUGGGCGGCUGGUGGGCAGUGUACCGUCAACCCCUCCUGGAUGAACAACAAUUGUCCUCGAGCUUGUGGUCGCUGUGGUGCAACGUGUAAGAACAAUUCUCCAUACUGCGGUUACUGGGCAGGUACCGGUCAGUGUUUCAUCAAUCCCCGGUACAUGUUAAUCCAGUGUCCCCAGUCAUGCACCAGCUGUAAUCUACCCCCAGAUAUUAACCUGAGUUGUUUGGACAAGUUGCCCUUCUGUGAUUACUGGACCAAAAAAGGCGAAUGUCAAAUUAACCCCAAAUAUAUGUUGAAAAACUGCAAAAGUUCAUGUAAACAAUGUUGAUUGUUAAGAACGUGUAGUAACUGUCAACAACAAUAAUGUAACCAGUAUUAAUAAUUGUUAAAACUUUCAUGUGCCAGUAAAGCCUAUACAGGUUAAUGUAUUCCUGUCUUGAGUUUUACUGAACUGUACCAGAAAUAAAGAUUACACAAACAAA
Homarus americanus (American lobster) is the source of this 2427-nucleotide messenger RNA. Its product is annotated as zinc metalloproteinase nas-7-like. Gene Ontology annotation, biological process: proteolysis. Gene Ontology annotation, molecular function: metalloendopeptidase activity; zinc ion binding. NCBI's taxonomy places the organism in Eukaryota, Metazoa, Arthropoda, Malacostraca, Decapoda, Nephropidae. The record is from RefSeq and is a predicted model, not a curated record. The transcript is spliced from 12 exons. The coding region runs from base 468 to 2273 and encodes 601 amino acids.